Daldinia decipiens is the source of this 1574-nucleotide messenger RNA. Its product is annotated as phosphatases II. Gene Ontology annotation, biological process: negative regulation of protein binding; regulation of ERK1 and ERK2 cascade; protein dephosphorylation. The record is from RefSeq and is a predicted model, not a curated record. The transcript has a single exon. Lineage: Eukaryota; Fungi; Ascomycota; Sordariomycetes; Xylariales; Hypoxylaceae. Gene Ontology annotation, cellular component: nucleoplasm; cytoplasm. Bases 304 to 1320 code for a protein of 338 amino acids. Gene Ontology annotation, molecular function: F-box domain binding; protein tyrosine/serine/threonine phosphatase activity.
GUUGCUUUCUCCCAUUUUUAGUCUUCGUUUUUAGUUUCUUCGUCUCAUCAGCCGCGUGCAUUCGCGCUUAUCAUUUUCUUGUCAAUAUCGUGUGGCAAUCUAUUCCCACUCACUUCCCAGCUAAAAUAAGUUUUUUUCUCCGCCACGAUCAGUUAUUCUUAUUCAUCCAAAGAUCGAACUUAUUAUCCUGCACAUACAGUAACUGACAAAUAUUGGAUUUAAGACUUGACAAUCUCGAGUAUCUCAACCAAAGCCAUUUUUUAACCCGCAGAGCAAGAAGAUGUCCAAUUGAAAAUAGCUUACAUGGACCCUCUAACUUCUCACCGGCAUGGUGCUAUUCCAGCAGCACCUUACUCUAUGCGUCCUCCUAGUCCUCCUUCUAUCGUGAUACCCGCCCCCACUCUACAUUGUGCAAAUGAGCAUAUCAAAAUCGUGCCAACUUACGAAAAGGUCGAUCCGGCUUCACUUAGCGCCGAAGACCUUAAGAUCAUUACCCAGAACCACAAAGAGCAGCUAGCUCAGGACUCGGCUCUUAAUUGGGCGUAUGAGAAUCGGCGUGUCGCACAACCCAUCCUCGACUUCCUCUACCUCGGCCCCUCGAGCAUCGCUCGAGAUCGCAAGUGGCUCCUUAAAACAGGUAUCACAAUGCUACUGGCCGCACGGGAUUCCCAGAUGGCUGUCAUGCACCUAAUGGCACCCAGUAAGGUGGCGCAAGAACUUGGCAUCCAGCUCGAAUAUGUUGAUGUUUCUGGUUAUAAUGAGCUUAUUCGCGCCUUUCCCACGGCCGUUCGAACCAUCAAUGACCACAUGCUUAAUGUUUUCCGCGGGCAACGUAUUAACAACACGCAGAUGCAGGUUGAGCAUGGAAAGAUGGCAAUUCCCCAUGACAAGUUUCAAAGAGGAAAAGUCUUGGUUUUCUGCGAAACGGGAAAUGAUCGUUCUGCUGGUGUUGUUGUGGCCUACCUCAUGUCUGUUUUUGGUAUAAGUUUGGUUGAAUCUUGCCAAUUUGUCCACUUCAAACGCUUCUGCGUCAGCUUGAACGACGAUCUUAGGUUCGUUCUCAAAUCGUAUGAGGAUCUACUUUCCGCACAACGUACCGUACACCGACAUGAGCUUGACAGUCGUUCAACACAGGUAAACGGUGCCUCGAGCAAUGUACACAAACUAAAAAGGGGCAUCGAAGCCACGUUCGACGAAGAUGAGGAGAUGGGGGAACCUGACAAGUCUAAAGCACUAGAUUAUGAUCGCUUUCUGGACCGCGAAAGAUUUGUUCCGUUUGUUGACAUGGUGGACGAUGACAUGGAAGAAGAAACUAGUUAGAACCAAUCAUAUUGCUUUAUUGAUUUCAUCGGAGCAUGCAUCGAGCAUCAGGUUGGGGGUAGUAGGCGGCAUGGUUGGCUUCAUCAAGCUAUGGCAAUUAGCAACGGCGUACUGGAUGGCUUAUACCCAUGCUUUUUUGGACGUUUGACGGUUGAUAGUUACAUAGACGGAGCAGUGGUACAAAAGGUACAAAAGUAUUAUAACCACAACAAAGUCACUAGGAGACCAUUGUUAUCACGAAAAUAUCUCGCAAU